Drosophila virilis is the source of this 2335-nucleotide messenger RNA. RefSeq names its product homeotic protein deformed (gene Dfd). Gene Ontology annotation, biological process: positive regulation of transcription by RNA polymerase II; anterior/posterior pattern specification. Lineage: Eukaryota; Metazoa; Arthropoda; Insecta; Diptera; Drosophilidae. Gene Ontology annotation, cellular component: nucleoplasm; nucleus. The record is from RefSeq and is a predicted model, not a curated record. Gene Ontology annotation, molecular function: RNA polymerase II cis-regulatory region sequence-specific DNA binding; DNA-binding transcription factor activity, RNA polymerase II-specific.
AUGAGCUCAUUCCUCAUGGGUUAUCCACAUGCGCCACAUCAUGUCCAGAGCCCCAUGUCCAUGGGUAAUGGCCUAGAUCCCAAGUUCCCGCCGGUUGCCGAUGACUAUCAUCACUACAAUGGUCACUAUUCCAUGACCGCAUCGACGGGGCACAUGGGCGGCGGUGUUGGUGUUGGUGUUGGUGUUGGUGUUGGUGCUGGUGGUGGGGGUGCUGGGCUUGGUGGCGGCGGCCCUGGCAUGUCUGGUCACCCGCACGCCACGCAUCCGGCGGAAAUGGUCAAUGAUUACAUGGCCGCCGCCGCGCACCACCACAACCAUAACCCGCUCACGCACUCGCACCACCACAGCAACAGCCCGCUCUCUGGCCACCAUCACCAGAACGCGGGCUACGCGACAAACUAUGCCACAACGCCGCCCACGCAUCAUCCGCAUCCGCACCAGAGUCUGGGCUAUUAUGGGCACCAUGCCGCGGCGGCAGCCGCUGCGGCUGUGCACCAUGCGCCCGAGUACAUUUCCGCCGGUGUGGUGCACUCGGAGGCGGGUUACGGACCGCCGCCGUCGGUGAACGUGCCAAACAACAGUAGCGCAAAUGGCUCCAAUGGAUACUACGGCGGCUACUAUGGCACCACCAACGGCAGCGUCGGCAGCACCCACUCCCAAGGCCACUCGCCGCUCUCCUCACAGAUGAUGGACCUGCCACUGCAAUGCUCCUCAACGGAGCCGCCAACAAACACCUCAUUGGGUCUGCAGGAGUUAGGCCUAAAGCUAGAGAAACGCCUUGAAGAAGCCGCACCCACCGGUCAACAGCUGCAAGAGGUGCUACACUGUGAUGAUAUGGGAUCGGAAAAUGAUAUGUCUGAAGAGGAUCGUCUGAUGCUCGAUCGAUCCCCAGACGAGUUGGCGUCCAACGACAACGAUGAUGAUCUGGGUGAUUCAGACAGCGAUGAUGAUCUGAUGGCCGAGACAACCGACGGGGAGCGCAUCAUUUACCCAUGGAUGAAGAAGAUUCAUGUAGCGGGCGUUGCGAACGGCUCGUAUCAGCCGGGCAUGGAGCCGAAACGCCAACGCACCGCCUACACACGCCACCAGAUACUCGAGCUGGAAAAGGAGUUCCAUUACAAUCGCUACCUGACCCGACGGCGGCGCAUCGAAAUUGCCCACACGCUGGUGCUGUCGGAGCGCCAGAUCAAGAUCUGGUUCCAGAACCGGCGCAUGAAGUGGAAGAAGGACAACAAGCUGCCCAACACGAAGAAUGUGCGCAAGAAAACGGUCGAUGCCAAUGGCAAUCCAACACCGGUAGCCAAGAAGCCCACAAAGCGCGCCAGUGCCAAGAAGCAGGCCCAGCAGCAACAGCAGCAACAGCAACAACAACAGCAACAGCAGCAGCAACAACAAACGCCGGUGAUGAAUGAGUGCAUACGCUCCGAUAGCCUAGAGAGCAUUGGCGAUGUCAGCUCCUCAUUGGGCAAUCCGCCGUAUAUUCCCGCCGCCACGGAGGCGGCGAAUCUAACGUCAUGUGGUAAUGCGAGCAAUGGCAAUGCCUACGCUGGAUCUCAGCAGCAUCAGGUGCAUCUCAGCAACAACAACAAUAAUAAUAACAAUAACAACAACAGCAGCAACCUCAACAACAAUCAAAUGCACUCGGGUCUGCACCAUCAUCAACAACAACAACAACAGCAAUCCGAUCUCAUGACCAAUCUGCAGCAGCACAUCAAACAGGAUUAUGAUCUGACGGCGCUUUAGGAGAACCCACACACGCCCCCAGCUCAACCAUGUACAAUGAGUCCUUCAGUUAGCCCCGCAAUACUUUCCGGCACCCACUUCCUAAGUCUUAAGUCUCAAUCGUAGCGAAAUCCCCCUUUUUUAUACACCCGGCGAUACCACAAGGUCACCGGGCAAAUUCGGAGUAUACAGUGAAAAAUAUUACUUAGUUAAGCCCAAAACCAACGACCACUGGGCAACAACUUAGGCUUAUGUAACGUCCUCCUCCCCAUUCUACCUUAAUAUAAAAGGAGAACAUUGUAAAUUAGUGCUACUUAAUUAGAGGUACGUUUUGUAUAAAGCAUAGCAAAUUAUUUGUAAGCAGAAGCCCAAUUUGUCAUAGUUGUAAGUGGAAUAAUAGUUUAAAGAAAUGUAUGAUUAAAUGUAUAAUUAUUAUUAUUAUUAUUAUCAUUAUUAUUAUUGUAUCUAACUAGUUGCAUCUGUUGUGCGUAGAUAUAUGUAAGUUCGUGCGUAUAUUUUAUGGAUACAACAACAAACAAACAUUUAUAAGUACAUAAAUAUACCUAGACAAUAUAAAAACCAAAUAAACCGAACAAAUUUUACUUGGAGUUUA